AUGAUAACUAAAUUCCUGUGUAUUGUCACAGUAGUGACUUUAUCGGAGGCCGAAAAGUUGAAUAGCGCUGAGCAAAAUUUUGUGUUGAAUCUGCAAAAUAGUUAUCGUCGACAGUUGGCCAGUGGAUCCGCAGAGACUUCGAAUGGAUUCAUGCCUGCCGGCGGGGAUAUUUAUGAACUGGUAAGUCUUGUUGGACAUUUGAUGCUCUUGUUGCAAUUAGCUACUGCGCAGUCGACUGUUGUCUGCAAAGCAACAGAAAAAUAUCCGUUUAUCACUUUCUAUGAAAAUUUAGACAUACGACUCCGACCUGGAAGACAAAGCUGAGCAAUGGGCCGAGAAUUGCAAGUUUGAACACCCAACUAAUAUCGACUAUGGUCAAAACAUUGCCAUGAGAGCGCCAGCAUUUGGCUCAACAGAUGCUUUGAGAGAAGGAGUCAACUCGUGGUGGGGAGAGAUCAAGGACUACACUGCUACGAACAAACUCAAUUUCGCUUCAACUACAGGGCACUUCACGCAGGUACGGAAUACUAGCGCUUGAAAAAUCAUUCUGAAACGUCAUUGAAAUCUCGAUGGCGGCAAGUAAUUCAGCUCCAUAGUUUUUCUACCGCAAUAUCUACCCAGUUUCAUUAGUUUCUCAUAUGCAGAAAUUCAUCCCUUGUAAAUAUCCCAUUUUUAGCUGGCAAAAGGUCGUGCUUCGAAAGUCGGAUGUGCCGUCCACAAUUGUACCACCGGGCUUAUCGGAUUUGACAGCUGGACAUUUACCGUUUGCAACUACGAUGUUGGCAAUAUUGUUGGCCAAGACUUGUAUACCUUGGGCAAUCCGUGUAGCAAUUGCGAAAGACGUUCAGCUUGUCACAAGGGAUUGUGCGUCGCUUAA
This is a messenger RNA of Bursaphelenchus xylophilus (pine wood nematode), 877 nucleotides long. The record is from the annotation of a GenBank genome assembly. NCBI's taxonomy places the organism in Eukaryota, Metazoa, Nematoda, Chromadorea, Rhabditida, Aphelenchoididae.